UUAGGAAACAUCAUCCGUUUGUACUUAUCAGUUAUCACAAAUGCUUUCAUUUCAACAGCUGUCUUGAAUUUGUUUUACCCCCUCACCAAAUAUCUUGAGACAAUUGCAUCCAUUUUCAACAAGAAGCAACAUUUUUUUACCAUGUAGUUUUUUUCUACCAUUCAUUAAUUAUUCAUAGAGAUCCAUACAAUUACAAAAUAAUAAUUUAAUUCAAUAUACCUCAUGGUCAAGCUCAUCCUUUUCUUUGCAAAAAAAAUCCAUUUUUUCUUCAUUUCCAAAACUCAAAUCACUUAAAAAUGUUUCAAACCCUUCAAGGGGCAAUAGAUUCACAUCAUGGGCUAUAGAAAAUCAUAAAAAAAAUAUAUUUUUUUUUGGAAAGUUUUAGUCUUGAUUUGGUCUUGAGUCUUGAAUAACAGUAACACAAUGCAGGAGGAAGAGAAUCAAGAAGAUUCAGUUUCUGAAUCUCAGGAACAAAAUGAAGAGAAAAAGUCAAAGGGUUAUUGGAUUUGGAACUGUUUUUACAUUCCAAUUCAUUGGUUCAAAAUGCUUUCAAGGGAAAUGCAUUGGAGUUUUGUGUUAGGAGUUGUUGUUGUUUAUGGAAUAAGUCAAGGUGUUGGUGGAGCUCUUGCUGGUGUUGGAACAAAGUAUUAUAUGAAAGAUGUUCAGAAAGUUCAACCUUCUGAAGCACAGGUUUAUGCUGGAAUUACCUCUAUUCCUUGGAUUGUUAAACCCUUAUGGGGUCUUCUUACUGAUGUUGUGCCUAUAUUGGGAUACCGGAGAAGGCCUUAUUUCAUUUUUGCUGGUUUAUUAGGAGCGACCGCGAUGCUUUUGUUGUCAUUUCAUGAAAACCUACAUCUUGUGCUGGCUCUUUUAGCAUUAACAGCAGGGAGUGCUGGGGUGGCAAUAGCCGACGUGACCAUUGAUGCUUGUGUUGCACAGAACAGUAUCUCUCAUCCUUCCCUUGCUGCAGACAUGCAAAGUUUAUGCGCCUUUAGUUCUUCUGUUGGAGCAUUAUUAGGAUUCUCAGUUAGUGGCAUCUUUGUUCACCUUAUAGGCCCUAUGGGGGUAUUUGGUUUGUUGACUAUUCCGGCGGGACUUGUAAUUUUGGUUGGAUUUCUGCUUGACGAGCCUCGUAUGCAAAAUUUCUCUUACAGACAGGUGAACCAAAAUUUUGUGGAUGCUAGCAAGGCAAUGUGGACGACAUUGAAGAGCGAAAAUGUAUGGAGGCCUUGUUUAUACAUGUAUCUAUCCCUUGCGCUGAGUUUGAAUAUCCUCGAAGGAAUGUUUUAUUGGUAUACAGACUCAAAGGAUGGACCGUCUUUCUCUCAGGAGAGUGUAGGUUUCAUAUUUUCAAUCAGUUCAGUGGGUUCCCUUUUAGGCGCAAUACUAUACCAAUACGCGCUAAAGGAUUACGCAUUCAGAGACUUGCUCUUUUGGACUCAGUUACUCUAUGGUCUAUCAGGGAUGUUUGAUCUGAUUAUUGUCUUGAGAUUGAACCUAAAAUUCGGUAUUCCAGAUUACGUCUUUGUUGUUUUCGUCGAAAGCAUAGGACAAAUGACUAUUCGACUAAAAUGGAUGCCUAUGCUUGUACUAAGCUCCAAGCUUUGUCCUUCUGGCAUCGAAGGAACAUUCUUUGCUCUAUUAAUGUCAAUCGAUAAUGUUGGACUUCUCUCGUCGUCAUGGGCCGGCGGAUUUGUACUUCACGUGCUAAAUAUCACAAGAACAAAAUUUGAUAAUAUUUGGUUGGCGAUUUUGAUUCGGAAUAUUUUAAGAAUCACUCCACUUUGUAUGCUGUUUUUGGUGCCUAGAGUUGAUCCUAACUCUUUUGUUCUUCUUCCAAAAGAAAGUGUGGAUUCAAAGGUGGAUAUGGAUGCUUCAGAAACCAAAAAUGUUGAAUUGAUUUCCCUUGUACACAGUGUUGAUGAUAAUAUGUAACACCAUAAAAAGAUACAUUCUUUUCUAUUCUCAAUUUCAUAUACAUGUUUAUUUCCA
This is a messenger RNA of Vicia villosa (hairy vetch), 1992 nucleotides long. Its product is annotated as probable folate-biopterin transporter 2. Gene Ontology annotation, cellular component: membrane. The transcript has 5 exons. NCBI's taxonomy places the organism in Eukaryota, Viridiplantae, Streptophyta, Magnoliopsida, Fabales, Fabaceae. The coding region runs from base 424 to 1935 and encodes 503 amino acids. The record is from RefSeq and is a predicted model, not a curated record.